Linum tenue is the source of this 2308-nucleotide messenger RNA. The record is from the annotation of a GenBank genome assembly. Lineage: Eukaryota; Viridiplantae; Streptophyta; Magnoliopsida; Malpighiales; Linaceae.
UUUCGGAAUCAGGCAAAGGAAGAAGAAAAGGAGGGAAAGUAAUUAAGAAUAGGAGGGCUGAGGUAGAAACCGCAGAUUGAGGGGGAGACUAGAGGAGGGCAGUAAGUAGAAGCAUCUCUGCCUUUUGGGUUUUCUGGAAUAUUUCCCUUUCUCCCUUUCUUCUCCCCUUUUUCUAACCUCGCAUUCCUCGAUCUCUAUCUUCCCUCUCAUCUCUCUUUAUCUACUGCUCGGGUUAUUGCUGCUGCUCACUUCCGGCGAUUCUGUCCCAACCCAGAGUAGAGAUUGAAGCGAAGUUGCUAUCCUUGUGAUUAUGGGGAAGGGUUCGAAGGCCAACUGCAAGUCGACCUCACACAGGCAGUUCAAGGACAGGGCAAAAACCCGAGUGGAUGAUCUUCAAGGGAUCUUCGUUGAUCUCCAGUUUGCUAGGAAAGAGAGCCGCAACAUCGACGUGGCGGUUCUUGAAGAACAAGUCCAUCAGAUGCUCCGAGAAUGGAAAUCUGAGCUCAACGAGCCAUCUCCGGCAAGCUCUCUGCAACAAGGUGGGAGUCUUGGAUCCUUCUCGACGGACAUAUGCAGACUGUUGCAGCUUUGUGAGGAGGAUGAUGAUGCCACUAGCACAUUGGCAAUGCCAAAGCCCGAGCCUAAUGAUCAAAGUCUGCAGGGUGAUACUAACACAAUGUUCCCUCAGGGUUAUGGAUUGAAUCACAGGCAACAGGAGCAUUGCUUUCCAUAUGCCAAUGAAUGCAAAGAUUCUCCAUCAGCAGGUCGUGGGAUAGUUGUGACCAAUUUGGAAGGUACUACUCAGUUGGACUACCAUCAGUUUGAUCUGCCUCGAAACUUUGACCAAAGCUUCUAUAUUAAUGGUAUGAAUCUAUGUGGUGAAGAUGGUACCACCCAGAAUCUUGCUAGUAGUUAUCUUCCAGGUAUAUGCCCUCCACCUUCAGCCUUCUUAGGCCCAAAGUGUGCACUCUGGGAUUGUGCUCGACCGGCACAGGGAGGGUUGGACUUUUGGCAGGUCUACUGCAGUAGGUUUCAUCAUGACCUAGCCCUGAAUGAAGGCCUCCCAGGAAUGGGUCCUGUUCUUAGGCCCGGAGGCAUCGGCCUGAAAGAUGGUCUUCUCUUUGCUGCUCUUGGUGCAAAGGCCGAGGGACGAGAUGUCGGUGUCCCCGAUUGCGAGGGAGCUGCAACUACAAAGUCUCCUUGGAAUGCUCCUGAACUCUUUGAUCUUACGGUACUUGAUGGUGAGACAAUCAGGGAAUGGCUCUUCUUUGACAAGCCACGCCGAGCAUUCGAGAGCGGCAACAGAAAGCAAAGGUCGUUACCUGAUUACAGUGGGCGUGGAUGGCACGAGUCGAGGAAGCAAGUCAUGAACGAAUUUGGAGGACUGAAGAGAUCCUAUUACAUGGACCCACAACCACUGAACAACUUCGAAUGGCAUCUGUACGAGUACGAGAUCAACAACUGUGAUGUCUGUGCCUUAUAUAGAUUGGAACUAAAGGCCGUUGAUGGGAAGAAGAGUGCUGCCAAGGGGAGAUUGACCAAUGACAAUUCAGUCGUUAAUCUACAGAAGCAGAUGGGAAGGCUUACAGCUGAGUUCCCUUCUGAUAAUAACAAGCGUCCUAUGAAAGGAAGAGCCAAAGUGGAUGCUAAAGUUGGUGCUGGAAAUCCUUAUCCAGUGCCUAACCGAGUGGUGCCUGCACAUGAAGGUUUCGAUUAUGGACUCGGACCACAGUACAAUUACCUUGGUGGUGAUUAUUAUGUGACGUGAGAAGGCAGCUGGCGAUUAGGUGAAUGCUAUUGCUUGGUCUCUCUGUCUUUGUUGUUCAAUAACAAGAAGCCGACCCUCCCAUCUCUAUCAUGGAUAUGGAAUAUGCAUAUAGUCGAACUUCGAAUGGAAAGUGCUACUACCCCAGGUUUAUAGCUUGGAAGCUGGAGCUCAUUUCUAACUCUCAUUGAUGACGACGAGAAAGUGCUAUUUUUCCCCUAAGCAGCCCAUUUGGAUUAAUUUUACAGAUGGUAUGUUGCAACAAACACAUUUAACAUUUCUGGCAAUUUAGUGGGGCUGCUGCUUGAUUGCCGAGUAAUCCAGUAUUGCAGUAACUUAUGGUUAUCUGUAUUGUAACAAUGCAAUCUCGGGCAAGGAAUAGUUUAUGGUGAAGCUUUCAUAUGGUUGCACUGUAAACAUCAUUUGUCUUGCGCCGUAAAACUUGUAAAUGGAAAUUGGGGUUACCUAGCUUUGUGUCGAUGUUCAUAUCGCUGCUGGCCGGACUGUGUUUCUCGCAGAGAUUUUUCGUGGUUGUGAAACACA